Entelurus aequoreus (snake pipefish) is the source of this 8617-nucleotide messenger RNA. It is a transcript of the gene abca12, whose product is annotated as ATP-binding cassette, sub-family A (ABC1), member 12. The record is from RefSeq and is a predicted model, not a curated record. Gene Ontology annotation, molecular function: lipid carrier activity; ATP binding; ATP hydrolysis activity. The transcript has 47 exons. Bases 265 to 7806 code for a protein of 2513 amino acids. Gene Ontology annotation, cellular component: membrane; intracellular membrane-bounded organelle. Gene Ontology annotation, biological process: lipid transport; transmembrane transport. Lineage: Eukaryota; Metazoa; Chordata; Actinopteri; Syngnathiformes; Syngnathidae.
CUUGGAGUGCAGUGAGGCCCUGAGGGUGUGGCAGACGGUCGGUGAAGCUGCCGCUUUAAACCAAAGUGUCCUGGAAAGGUGGUGUGAGGUCAGCCUUCAGCCUGUGCUGGAGGCGUAUGCCGUGUACCCCCACCUGCACACACCUGAAGUCCAACCCGGGACUGCUGCAGUUUCAAGACUUGUCCAAGUCACACGGUCCUUGUACCGAGUCAUUCUGGACCAGUCUCAUGCCAUGCAGGCCCUCAUCACUGCUGUCUCCACCACAUGGUGGCGCUGCUGGGCCGGCCACUGAAUGCCCCGCUGGACUGGCACACACCGCUCAAAGACAUGCAGCUACACAACAGUUUGGCCUCCAUUAAAAUGCUGUCAGAAGAGUUGCACACAGUCGCGGCCAUGUUGGGGCCGUGUAUAGACGCUAUGGAGGGACACAUCCUGAGCAACUCCCAUCAUCUUCAGGAGGGCAACACCUCCCAGGCGGUCUUCAGGGAGGCGGCCAUGAUCCUCCUCUCCUGUGCCAACAUCACCUCGGACUCACUGAUGGAGGGCGACUUAUCUUGGCUCUCUGGUGGAUCUCUCCCCGCCGUGAUAAGGGAUGUUCUUAAAGCCCUGAUCCACAUGAAGGUCUUUGGGAAUGAGCCGGUGGUUUACCAAGUACUGGAGCACUUUCUGGCCUCCAACGCCACAACGUUGCUCAUGCAGAAAGUGGCCGAGGUGUCUGCAUGGUUGGCCUCAGCAGAAGAAUCUGGACUAGAACUGCUGACUCAGGCGCUACCCAGAAUAUCGGAACUAAUCCGGCCUUUAUUGUCCGUCCUGACUGAUUUUGGAAUAAACAUGCCAGAGACCACAGAGCUGGUUGAAGAUCUAGCCGGGAACAUCAUUGCAAUGUUGAGGCAGUUGUUAAGCGGUGGUCUUCUCAGCCCCGUGGACCACCAUCCAGUUGCAUCAUAUCAGGAUGGGGGUGGUAGCCACGUGUUGAACGGCCGACACAGACGUGAGGCCCCCGUGAUCCCUGGACUGAGUCCUGUGGACGACUUCCUCCAGUUGCUGCACAUGGACUACCCGGCAAUGUUCCAAGCCAUCUCGGCCCCUCUUACCUCGGAGGAAGUCCUGGAGACCGCUCACGUGUUCUUUGCCAACCCCGAUCUAAACAUUGUGGUCAAGGGGACAAGCAGGGACAUGCCAUGGGCUCUGAACGGCUCAGGGGAAAAGGCAAUCGAUGCUGCCCUUGGGGUCCUCUCCUUUGCCACCCUGCCCAGCAGUUCUCAGAUGUCAUCUCUAGAUCUGUUGAGGGAUGCUGUUGCUAUGCUCCCAGACAGCUUCCCAUUGGCCGCUCGGCUCAAAGACAUCACCCAAGUCCUUGCCAGUGAAUCUCAAGAGAACCUUCUCCUCCUGCAGCAGACCUUCCAGACAGCUGUGCUGCUUGUCCACACCCCCAUCACUGAUCCACUCUUCACACCACGACUUGAUCUCCUCAAGUCCCAGGUAUGCACGGCGGAGAACACGACGUUUCUACGCCGCCUGACAGAAGCCCUGGGACUAGAGCCCGGUCAGCUGUGUGCCAGACUUCUACCUGACCUGCAAACUCUACUGCAAGGUUUUCUGGUCAACACCACAGACCUGGGCGACGCCCUAUUCCAGAUCUUGGUGGGAGACCCGAGCACCUUUGACCAAAACACAGACUGGAGUUUUGUGUUCAGUCAAAGUUUGGGCUUCAACAGCAGCGUCCUAGACUCUCUCAAUGUCAACAUCUCAGCUGCAGAGGAAGGAACAGUCGGCCAGUUGCUCCGUAAUCAAAGUGCCUUCGUCCAGGAUGUUCAGCGGCACAUGGACUUCAAUCCGGCGGUUCUCCAGCUGCUCAUGGACACCAAUCUACCUGGCCAGAAUUUACAGAUCCUUGCUUGGCUGACCAAGCUGCGUCACUGCGACUCCCCAGAACGUCUGAACGCCACAGAGCGAGACCUGUUCAAGACCUUCUGCGCCAUGUCGCUCAGAGAGUGGUACACCUUCUCUCUGCUGAUGACUCGCCACCUCAACCUGGAGUCCUUCAUCUACAGAGUGCUGCUGUCGCAGGAAAUCCAAAGCCUGCUGGGACUUAUGUUUGGACUUGUGGACAACAUCAUCAACCUCAUGGCCACUUAUCUCCCUGCCAUUGAUCAGCUGCAAACGUAUAUGGUUUCCCUUGAAAGCCUCAACCUGGGGCUCAAGGACUGGCACCGAGCUUCCAGCGACAUCAGACACGGCGUCUCCAUCAGAACUUCAUUUGUCACACUCUCUCGGGCCAUGUGCAGUAAAGGAGUCAUGGCUCUUUUUGGAAUGGCCGCACUUCCCAUCCAGUUAGAUUCCACCCCGUACUUCCCUGACAGCGACAAGAGGAACGAGAUGAUUGACAGGUUUAAGAUCCCACGGAAUGCAACCCCCUACUGUACCAACAUGUACCUGGACAUGGUGAGCACCACGGGGGGAGCCAUUGCCUGGGCCUUCCUCAAACCAAUGCUGAUGGGGAAAAUCCUCUUCACGCCUGACACACCUGUGACCAGGGCCAUCAUGGAGAAGGCCAACAGAACCCUGCAGGAGUUUGCCAACCUGAAGAGGCACUCGGACCAAUGGCUUCAGUCCAAAGACUACCUCCUCCAGUCCGCCCAAGUACUGUCCCAGACCAUGCCCAUGCUGAAGUCGUCCUUGUCCAACGCCUUUGUGAGAAACUUCCUGGAGAUGCAGACGGACAUCGAUGUCAACAAAAUGAGGCAGACGCUCAACAGCUUCUCGAACAUGACCUCCAUGCUGGAGAAGAACAAACACAUCCUAAACCAGAUCACCGUCUUGUCCACCCUCAUGGUCAACCUGUCGUCCUGCAUCAAGUUUGACCGUUACCAAGGUUACCACUCAGAGGAGCAUCUGGACGCGGAUGCUCAGGAACUAGCCAAGGAGCGCAGCCUCUAUGGAAGUGUCAUCUUCCAGCUGCCCAAAGGUGCGGAGUCCUUACCACCCAAAGUGGGCUACACCAUCCGCAUGCACAUGGACAACGUGAUGCGGACCGACCGCGUCCGAGACCCGUACUUUGUGAAGGACCGGCACAUCUCGGCCCAGAAGACCCUGCGCUACAACCGGGGCUUUGUGUACCUGCAGGAGAACAUAGACCGAGCCAUCAUUGAAACCCAGACCGGAAGGAAGGUCUCAGAGACGGCUGUGCAGCUUCAGCCUUUCCCAUACCCCUGCCAUCUGAAGGACGAGUACCUGAAUGCCAUCUCCUUGGUCUUCCCCAUCAUGCUGAUGCUGGCCUGGGUUCUGUUUGUGGCAGACUUUGUGAAGAAGUUGGUUCAUGAGCGAGAACUGAGGCUGCACGAGUACAUGAAGAUGAUGGGAGUCAACCCCCUCAGUCACUUCCUGGCCUGGUUCUUGGACUGUGCCGCCCACCUGAUGGUGACCAUCCUCAUCCUCACGCUGGUGCUGAAGUAUGGCGGCAUCUUGGCCCACAGUGAUGGCUUCCUGCUCUUCCUCUACCUGUGUGACUACGGCCUGAGCAUCCUGGCCUUCAGCUUCCUGCUCAGCUCCUUCUUCAACAAGACCUACAUCGCAGGUCUGAGCGCCAGCCUGAUCUACAUCCUCAGCUUCUUCCCCUACAUCGUGGUCAUGGCCUUGGAGAGCAGCCUCACCUUCUCCCAGAAGAGCAUACUGAGCAUACUUUCUCCAACCUGCUUCAGCUACGCCAGUCAGUACAUCUCUCGCUACGAGACCCAAGGAGAAGGGAUCCAGUGGUACAACUCCUACACGUCCCCCAUGGCCGGCGACACUUCUUCCUUUGGCUGGCUGUGCUGGCUCAUGCUCAUCGACUCCUUGCUCUACUUCAUCCUGGGGGCCUACAUCCGCACCGUCUUCCCAGGCGACUAUGGCAUCGCAGCUCCGUGGUACUUCCCCUUCACCGCCUCCUUCUGGAACCACCUGUGCUGCUGGGGGAAGUCAGCCAAGCGAGGACGACUGUUGGCCAACAUCAUGACCACAAACACACCUGUGUUGGCCGACCACAAGGGCAAAGGCGGCGGCACGCUCUCCUCUCAGGCGGGCGAGGACUUCUCCGCCCUCCCAGUGGGCGUGGCCCUACACGGUCUCACCAAGGUCUACGGCGAGCGAGUGGCCGUUGAAAACCUGAACGUGGUCUUCCAUGAGGGUCACGUCACGUCCCUGCUGGGUCACAAUGGUGCGGGCAAGACCACCACCAUGUCCCUCCUGACGGGUCUCUUCGCCCCCUCGUCCGGGACCAUCGAGGUGUACGGCCGGGACAUGCAGGCACACCUGGAGCAGGUGCGCAAGCAGCUGGGCGUGUGCAUGCAAUACGACGUUCUCUUCCAGCACAUGACCGCCGAGGAGCACCUACUGCUCUACGGCCAGAUCAAGGCCCCCCACUGGUCACGCCGGGAACUGCAGGAGCAGGUCCGAACCAUCUUGGAGAGCACCGACAUGUACGCCCAGAGGCACAAGCGGGUGGGCACGCUGUCAGGCGGCAUGAAGCGCAAGUUGUCCAUCUCCAUGGCCUUCAUCGGGGACUCCCGCCUGGUGGUCCUGGAUGAGCCCACCACAGGCGUGGAUCCGUGCUCACGGCGCAGCAUCUGGGACGUCAUCAUCCGACAUAAAAAGCAGCACACCAUCAUCAUGUCCACUCACCACCUGGACGAGGCAGAAGUGCUCAGUGAUCGCAUCGCCUUCCUGGAGGGUGGAGGCUUGAAAUGCUGCGGUUCUCCUCUCUACCUGAAGGAGAAGCUGGGCCAAGGCUACAAACUCACUCUCACCAAGAAGGUCCGGACACACCAGUCGGAGGGCUUUGACGAGGCCGAAAUGAAGGCUUUUGUCCAGGUGCACGUACCUGAGGCCAGACUGAAGGAGGCUCAGGGCAGUGACCUGGUCUACACCCUGCCCCCCUUCACCUCCUCCAACGCCUCCUCGUACCGCGCCCUCCUGACCGCGCUGGACGCCAACCUGGACGACUUGCAGCUGGAAGGCUACGGCAUCUCUGACACCACCCUGGAGGAGGUCUUCCUCCAGUUGACUGACGGAAAGGAACCAAAUAAAGACUUGCCGGAGGACAGACCCUUUUCUGUUUCAGAGACCGUGUCGGACUCGGACUCCAUAAAUAGCUUCCCCGCAGAUCAAAGUGAAGGUGUCAUCAGUUAUUGUGACAAGAUGAACCUGACCAGUUCCUCCAAGGCACAAGGGAUGUACUUGGCCUGGCAGCAGAUCAAAGCCGUACUGAUCAAGAGGUUCCACCACAGCCGCAGAGACUACAAGGGUCUGGUCUCCCAGAUCCUGCUCCCGGUCUUGUUUGUGGUGUUCGCCAUGGGCCUGGGGUCCAUCAAGAGCGACCUGAGGCACUAUCCCAAGAUGGACCUCAGCCCUGCUCUCUACAACCUGGGACCCAGCUACUCCUUCUUCAGUCAGCAUGACGAGCAGGCAGGACAGCUGCUGGACAAGAUGAUGUCAUACCCUGGGAUGGACAACAGCUGCCUUGAUGACACGGUUUGCUCCAGACAAAGCGGCAGCUGGAAGUCUGCAGGGAACAUGUCAGGACAAUUGUCUGAGUGCCAAUGUAGCCUCCAGGAGCAGAUUUGUCCCGGGGGAACAUUCCAGCCAGCCAGUCGGCAGAGCCCGUCUUCUCAGACGGUUUAUAACUUGAGUGGCAUCAAUGUGGAGAACUACCUGAUGGUCACGGCCAACCACUUCAUCAGGAACAGGUAUGGCGGGUUUGAAUUUGGAAUGCAGCUCCCGUCUGACCUCCAAAUGGACCUUCUAGCCAAGUCCAGUAACGCCACUUUAUCAAAGGUGUGGUUCAACCCUGAAGGCCACCACACCAUGCCAGCAUACCUCAACAGCCUGAACAAUCUCAUCCUACGUGCCAACCUGCCAGCAGACAAGGAUCCACGGGAAUAUGCUAUUUCAGUGUCCAGUCAUCCCUACUUUGGCCGGGUCAUUGAGGAGGACUCCAUCAUCCAGGGAAUGUUGCAGAUCCUUGUGGCCAUUUGUGUGCUGGCAGGAUAUUCCAUCACUACUGCCAGCUUCGCCAUCUACGUGGUGAAUGAGCACACCAACGGUUCUAAGAGGCUGCAGCACAUCGCUGGCAUCAGUGAACCUUUCUACUGGACCCUCACCUUCCUCUAUGACAUGAUCAUCUACAUGGUUCCCGUGGCUUUGACUGUGGCUGUGGUUGCAGCCUUCCAGGUUCCAGCGUUUGCAGACCGACAGAACUUGGCUGCUGUUGCACUGCUUCUGGUGCUCUUUGGCUUUGCCACCUUCCCCUGGAUGUACCUCCUCUCAGGGGUGUUCAAGGACGCAGAGAUGGCCUUCAUCUCCUACGUGUGCAUCAACCUCUUCAUCAGCAUCAACACCAUCAUGUCCAGCUCCAUUCUCUUCUUCCUCAGUCAGGUGUCCACGGACCACCCUGAGAGAAUCAAGGACACCUUCAGGAUGCUCAGCCGGGCCUUCCUCAUCUUCCCUCAAUUCAACUUUGGAAAUGGACUGAUGGAGCUGGCCAGAAUGAACAUCCAGGUCCAGCUCCUCAGCGGCUACGGCAUCGACGCCUACAAGAACCCCUUCUCUACAGACGCCCUGGGCUGGAUGAUCAUCUCCUCCAUCAUCCAAGGCGUGGUCUUCUUCACACUGCGCCUGCUGCUCAACAGGACCCUCCUCCGCAGACUCAGGCAUCUGAUCGUGGGCAGGAAAAGUCUACCGCGGGUGAUGGAGGACCAGGACCAAGAUGUGGCUGCCGAGCACGUGCGAGUGGUGAGCGGCGCUGCAGACUGCGACAUCUUGCAGGUCAAGCAGCUCACCAAGAUCUACCAACAUUUCAACAAUAAGAACUAUGCGGUCCAGAGUCUCUCUGUGGGAGUUCCUGCAGGAGAGUGCUUCGGUCUGCUGGGAGUCAACGGGGCGGGAAAGACCACCACCUUCAAGAUGCUCACUGGAGAUGUCAGUCCCACGGAUGGCAGCGCUCAGAUCAGGGACUGGGACGGGGGUCUGGUGGACAUCAUGCAGAGCCAGCAGAGAGGCAUCAACAUGGGCUACUGUCCUCAGGUGGAUGCUCUGGAUCAUCUGCUCACUGGAGAAGAGCAUUUGUACUUUUAUGCUGCCAUUCGUGGAAUCUGCAAGAGGGACAUAGAGAGGGAGGUGAGGCACCUUGUGAAGAAGCUGCAGCUGCAGGAGCAUCACAACAUGACCACUGAGGGCUACAGCUGUGGAACUCGCAGGAAACUCUCCACCGCCAUCGCUCUGGUGGGACACCCACAGAUCUUACUCCUGGAUGAGCCCAGCUCAGGCAUGGACCCACGUACCAAACGUCACCUGUGGAAGAUCAUCUCUGAGGAGGUGAAAGGAAAAUGCGCCGUGGUCCUCACGUCUCACAGCAUGGAGGAGUGUGAGGCGCUCUGCAGCCGUCUGGCCAUCAUGGUGAAAGGUCAGUUCCGCUGCCUGGGCUCUUUGCAGCACAUCAAGAACAGGUUUGGCAGAGGCUUCACGGUGAAGAUGUACUUGGCGGAGGCUGCCAGGGACGUGGAGGCCAUCACUGACUUCAUGCAGAGACAAUUUCCCAGCACCUACUUGAAGGACCAGCACUCGUCCAUGGUGGAGUACCACCUUCCUGUGGCACCGGGAGGCGUGGCCGACAUUUUCCACCAGUUGGAGAGCAACAAAAGAUGUCUGCAGAUCAAACACUUCUCUGUGAGCCAGACCACUUUGGACCAGGUUUUCAUCAACUUCGCCAUGGGGAACAUUCCGGAAGCAGCGGGCAGCCAAGAAGCGUCCCACCAGGAAGUGGAGGCUUAGAGGAGAUGAUCUUAUCUGCGCUGGAAUGGGAACAUCUCCUAAAUAGGUCCUGUCAAUCAUCCCUCCAGAAGUGUCACUUAUUCAUGUAUUCAUCUUUAAUUUAGUUUUAUUCAUGUAUUAAUCUGUAAUUUAGUUGUAUUCAUGUAUUCAUCUUGAAUUUCCUUUUAUUCAUGUAUUCAUCUUGAAUUUCCUUUUAUUCAUGUAUUCAUCUUUAAUUUAGUUGUAUUCAUGUAUUCAUCUUUGAUUUAGUUGUAUUCAUGUAUUAAUCUGUAAUUUAGUUGUAUUCAUGUAUUCAUCUUGAAUUUCCUUUUAUUCAUGUAUUCAUCUUGAAUUUCCUUUUAUUCAUGUAUUCAUCUUUAAUUUAGUUGUAUUCAUGUAUUCAUCUUUGAUUUAGUUUUAUUCAUGUAUUCAUCUUUAACCUUGAUUUGACAAUCACAAUAUUGAUGUUCUUCUCCUACACCUUCAACUUGACUAGUUCUUGUAGAACAUGUUGUUGUUGUUGAACAUGUUGGAUGUAGAACAUGUCGUUGACCAUGUUGGAUGUAGAGCAUGUCGUUGACCAUGUUGGAUGUAGAACAUGUCGUUGACCAUGUUGGAUGUAGAACAUGUCGUUGACCAUGUUGGAUGUAGAACAUGUCGUUGACCAUGUUGGAUGUAGAACAUGUCGUUGACCAUGUUGGAUGUAGAACAUGUCGUUGACCAUGUUGGAUGUAGAACAUGUCGUUGACCAUGUUGGAUGUAGAACAUAUUGUUGAUCAUGUUGAAUGUCAGCCGCCUUGAUUUGUAUCAAACAUUAAAAACUUCAAAUGCA